Messenger RNA from Daphnia pulicaria, 1001 nucleotides. RefSeq names its product neurotrophin 1-like. The transcript is spliced from 3 exons. Gene Ontology annotation, molecular function: Toll binding; growth factor activity. NCBI's taxonomy places the organism in Eukaryota, Metazoa, Arthropoda, Branchiopoda, Diplostraca, Daphniidae. The coding region runs from base 85 to 771 and encodes 228 amino acids. The record is from RefSeq and is a predicted model, not a curated record. Gene Ontology annotation, cellular component: extracellular region. Gene Ontology annotation, biological process: central nervous system formation; innate immune response; regulation of Toll signaling pathway.
UUCUGAGUAAUCUGCAUCAGUUGAGAGCUGACAGUCAACAACUUAGUUUGUACACUUUUAAAACUAGUCACACUUUAUUAAAAAAUGAAAACUUCAUUGCUAUGUUUGGCUGCCGUAUUGGUUGGAGCUGUUGCUGUGCCGGAGCCGGAUGCUGACCCCCAAACUUAUUCAAAACCUGCCUACCCAGCAGUUCCGUCCGAUAACUGCAACCCCCGCAAGGCACCAAAGUGUUUGGAAAACAGCACUGAAACUUUCUGUCUCACAGACGCUGAAUACCCCGAAAAAGAAAUCAGGAGUGCCAUCAAGUACGACCCGUUGGUGCUGCAGAGGUACUAUGAUAUUGCCAAACAGUCGGCCGACAACUUGGUCGAUGGACUGACAUCUUUAUCGGAAAAACAUUACGACUACUCCAACUACACGGGCAAGAUUUUCGAGAAGGCCAACUGGAUUGGCGAGGAGGGAUACAUUUGUCCCAGCAAUGUCCAUUACGCCCGCCCUCUGCGCGCUCUGAACGUUGAUGGUGAAUGGCGUGCCAUCAUUCAAGAUAUCGCCUGGCCGGGAUACACGCAGACCCAACGUGUCGAGAUUUGCUUGUUCCCCGGCUCCUCUUGCCGCACUUUGGCUCCUUGCUAUGGUAGCAAAUGCUUGCAAAAGUACGUCUACCAGCGCAUGUUGUCCUUCGAUCCUUGCGAUGCCAAAAAGGGAAUUUUCAUUGACCUUUACAAACUGCCAUCGGCUUGCUCUUGCCACAUUCCCGUUAAACUUCAUUGAACCAAUGAUCCCUUAUAGAUAAUACUAAUCUUUCCUUUAAUUAGCUUAAAAUUUUUCUCGCAAGUAACGAAAAGCAGCUACGUCUUUUAUUUACUUGAUAAUUACUUUCUUUUUAUUAUAAGGUGAACAUGAAAACUUAUUUGUUCAUUGAAUAAUGACGUGUCUUGUCAACGUAUCGAACUGGAAAAAGAGAAAUUAAUAAAGCGUUAACUCACGAUGACGUCAGCCGA